Molecule: messenger RNA, 2415 nt
Organism: Dictyostelium purpureum
Lineage: Eukaryota; Evosea; Eumycetozoa; Dictyosteliales; Dictyosteliaceae
Exons: 3
Coding region: 1-2415 (804 amino acids)
Biological process (GO): lipid metabolic process
Source: RefSeq, a predicted model, not a curated record
AUGGAUGGAGAAGAAUCAUCAUGGAUGAGCACAUGGACAGGUGGCGACAAAGAAGAGGAUUUACCAAAUCUUAGAGGUAAUAUAGGUGAUUGGUCAUCAUUUAUGAUUGCGAUGGAUGAUAAUGAUGGGCAAGAAUUACAUAGAUCAUUAUCAUCUAUUAACAUCAAACUUAAUCAAACAAGUACCAAUAGUAGUGGUAGUAGUACACCAACUCUAAAUUCAGCAAAUACAAGUUUUAGUAAUUUAAACAAAUUAAAAGGUUCAGGGUCAGUACCAGGUUCACCAAACGCCCUAUCUCCAUUAAAAGGAUCUUUAGGUUUAAAUAAAACACCUUCAUCACCAACAUUACAAUCAAAUCCACCAAACUCACCACCAUCAAAUCCAAACAGACCAAUGAUUGGUACCAAUAAAACCUCACAACCAAAUUCGUCAGCUGUUAGAAUACAAUAUACAAAGUCUUCAAUUUCUAGUUUAGCUGCAUCUAUACAUUUCGAACAAAUAAAUACCUCACCUGUUGGAUCACCUAAUAUGUUACCAUCAAGCCCAUUAUCAUCAUCACCACACAAUAUACCACCAAAAAUUUCAUUAGCUGCAGUUUCUGUUGGUGAUGGCAAUACUUCGUCUCAUGAAGAUGACGAUAUACUAUCCAAUGCUAGUGGUUUAGAAAUGUCUAUUAAUUCGCUUAGUAAUAAAGUUUAUGAAGGUUGGAUGGAGGUAUGCAUAUCUAAAAAAUGGAAAAGAAAAUGGUUUGUUUUACGUGACUCGCAUUUAGAAUAUUACAAGGGAUGGUGGGAAGAUCAAAAUCAAAUUACUGAUAGCGACGAAUGUGGCAGAAUUCUAUUAAAUUACUGGUACUCAUUUUCAAAAAUUACAUUUGUCGAUGGAAAACACAAUUUUUCAAUUAUUCAAAGUUCUGAUGUCGAAAAAAAUAGUGGUAAAAACAACUCUAAAUUAAAAUUUAGAAUAGAAGAUGAAACAAUUGCUAAAAAAUGGAUUGAAGAGUGCGAAAAAAUCAUUAAACGAAGAAAAGAAACUACUGUUACUCUUAGACCGUUAGCAGAACAUAAAAUUGGUAUUUUGGGUAGAGGUAGAAGCAACACAGUAGUUGCUCCAAACAGUCCAAUAUUUGAACCACCAGUUAAUGAUGGCCACCAAACUAAAGUUUGUGUACCACAUGAAAUGGUAGAUUGUUUAGAACCAGAUGAAAAAAUAUUAUUAGAAAAGGUUAAGGCACUUUUGGAUGAAUUUAAACCAAAACCUUUACCAGAGGGUGAAACCCCAACAAGCUAUCGUAAUAAACCUAAAUCAAGUGAUGGAUAUUAUCGUGUACUUUCUUUGGAUGGUGGUGGUUUAAGAUCAGUUAUGGUUUGCAUUUUAAUUGAACGUAUUGCAAAACGUUAUCCAAAGUUUUUAGAUCAUGUAGAUGUUUUCACUGGUACUAGUGCAGGUUCAAUUGUCGCAGCUGGUUUGGCAUUCGAAUAUCCUCCAAAAGGCACAAGACGUGUAUUGGAAUUAACAGCUCUUCCAGUGUUUGGUAAAAAAAGACCAGGUUUUAAUAUGGGCAAUGCUAAAUAUUUUGCACGUGUUCUUAGAGCCUCCUGUUAUGUAUUCUUCCAAGACCGUCGUUUCUAUGAAGCACAGAGAAAAUUAGUUGUUCCAGCAUUUCAAUUGGAUAGCGCAUGGCCACCUGAAGCACAAUCAUUAGCACCAGAGGUCAGAAGAUGGCAACCACGUGUUUUCCAUAAUAUUGGUAAAUGCGAAGGUUAUUUAGAAACUGAUAUUAUAGGUGAUGUUUUAUUAAGAUCAGCAUCAGCUCCAACUUAUUUCCCAUCACACCAAGGUUAUAUUGAUGGUGGUGUAUUUGCAAAUAACCCAUCACUUUCAGCAAUAUCGUUAGCAAUGUCACCAAGUCUUGAUAAUAUCCCAGCCGAUAAAAUCAUUUGUUUAUCUAUAGGCACAGGUGCAUCAUCACAUUAUAUGGAGGGUGGUCAAGAUUACGAUUGGGGUUUAUUAAAUUGGGCUCCAAAAUUAGGUAAUCUUUUAAUGGGAUCUCAAGUUGAUUAUUUGACUCAAAUUUGCGAUAAUAUUUUAGGGGAUAGACACCAUCGUUUAAAUCCAAUUUUAGGCGAAAAUACUUCAAUGGACGAUCCAAAAUUAGUUACAGAAUUAGCAACCUUGGCAAAUACUAUAGAUUUAACCAAAACAUUUGAAUUCAUUGAAAAGUAUUUCGUUUUACCAGAAGAUAAAAUGGAUGAACAACCUUUAUCACCAAGAUCAGCCUCAUAUUUUAAUUCAAGUACUGGCAGUAAUUUAGAUUCACCCCGUAAUGUUUCCCCACGUAAUGCUUCCCCACGUAAUAUAUCCCCACGAAAUACUCAAUAUGAUGACACAUCAAUACCUUUAACACCAAGAUAA